UAAAGUUAAUUUGCAUAUUCGCCGGUUGUUAUACGAUCGUUGUUGAUUCAUCGUCGUCGACGGCGACUACUUGUGUUGUUCUUCACGCUCCGAUCGAUCUUCACCAACUGAUAUUUAUCGAUUCGCCGAUUCGGAUCUCAUCGAUCAACUGACAAAUGAAGCAUAUAGUAAAGAUCUUGAGCCUCCUGGUGGCAAUCUCUGCCUUCUGGAUUGGUCUUUUGCAGGCUACGAUUAUUCCUCGAAGCCACACUUGGUUGCUACCGAUCUACUUUGUUGUUUCCUUCGGAUGUUAUGGUCUAUUAAUGGUUGGAGUCGGGCUAAUGCAAUUUCCUACAUGCCCCCAAGAAGCAGUUCUGUUGCAGAAGGAUAUCACAGAGGCCAAAGAAUUCUUCAAGCACAAAGGGGUCGAUGUUGGAUCGGACUGACACAAAAGGCUUAUAACGACCAACAUUCAGAAAUAGUUUUUGUUAUAGACAAAAGACCUUAAAUGUACUGUUUGGAUAUUUGAUGUUAAACAGUGUUUUUGAAGGAUAAGUAAAACGCAAAAGCUUAUGCAUCCAAACUCCUAUCGCAAUAGUAUAACAAUUUUAAUA
This is a messenger RNA of Camelina sativa (false flax), 593 nucleotides long. Its product is annotated as dolichol-phosphate mannose synthase subunit 3. The record is from RefSeq and is a predicted model, not a curated record. Gene Ontology annotation, biological process: GPI anchor biosynthetic process. Gene Ontology annotation, cellular component: dolichol-phosphate-mannose synthase complex; endoplasmic reticulum membrane. NCBI's taxonomy places the organism in Eukaryota, Viridiplantae, Streptophyta, Magnoliopsida, Brassicales, Brassicaceae.